Molecule: messenger RNA, 3214 nt
Organism: Eutrema salsugineum
Lineage: Eukaryota; Viridiplantae; Streptophyta; Magnoliopsida; Brassicales; Brassicaceae
Exons: 2
Coding region: 1-3123 (1040 amino acids)
Molecular function (GO): RNA-DNA hybrid ribonuclease activity; nucleic acid binding
Source: RefSeq, a predicted model, not a curated record
AUGACAUCUUUGAAAAGUGAUCUUGUUAAAGCCUAUCUUGAUGAAGAAAGUUUUUGGCAACAAAAAUGCAGAGAUAAAUGGCUUAGUAAUGGUGAUAGAAACACCAAAUUUUUCCAUGCCUCGGUGAAAGCCUCUAGGUCCAGAAAUGGAUUGGAAAUUUUGAUGGAUGGUAAUGGAAUUUUACAAAGAGCUGAAGCUUCUAAAGGAGAUGUGGCUGUAAAGUAUUUCUCUGAUCUUUUUAAAUCAUCUCAUCCUAAAGACUUUCAUGAUACUUUCAAGGAUUUCAAGCCUAGAGUUUCGGAUAGCAUUAAUAAUUUACUCAUCCAAGACGUUUCAAAAGAAGAUGUCAAGAAUGCAACCUUUUCUAUUAAAUCGGAUAGUGCACCUGGUGCAGAUGUAUCUUUAGAGAUUAUGGAUUUCUUCAGAAAAGGUUUUUUUCCAAGAGAAUGGAAUUUCACUCAAAUUUGCUUGAUUCCGAAAAAGGUUGGGUCUCCACUUAUGACUGAUCUGAGGCCUAUCAGUCUUUGCUCUGUGAUGUACAAGAUUAUUUCCAAAAUCAUAGCAUCAAGACUGAAACCCCAUCUUCCUCUGAUUGUUUCUCCAAAUCAAUCAGCAUUUGUCUCUGAAAGAUUGAUCUCAGACAAUAUUAUGAUUGCCCAUGAAGCUGUUCAUGCUUUAAGAACUCAUCCCAAGAUCUCAAAAGAGUUUAUGGCUAUGAAGACUGACAUGUCUAAAGCUUAUGACAGAGUUGAAUGGAGGUUUUUGGCUGAUCUUCUCAAGGCUCUUGGUUUUCAUCGUAAAUGGAUAGAUUGGGUUAUGUUCUGUGUCAAAUCAGUUUCAUACUCGGUUCUUAUUAACGGUCAAACGCAUGGUUUAAUCAUUCCAGAAAGAGGGUUAAGACAAGGUGAUCCCUUAUCCCCCUUCUUGUUUGUUCUAUGCACUGAAGGUUUGACUCAUCUCCUUAAUAAAGCUGAAAGAGAAGGUCUAAUAAAUGGUAUUCAAUUCUCGGAUUCGGGUCCUGCGGUUCAUCAUUUGUUAUUCGCAGAUGAUAGCUUAUUCAUGUGCAAGAUAGAAGAAAGCCAAUGUGCAACAAUCCAAAGUAUUUUGAAGGAGUACGGCGAAGCCACUGGUCAAGUAAUAAAUCGUGAUAAGUCUUCCUUGACUUUUGGUGAUCAUGUUGAAGAAAGUCUGAAGACGAUGGUAAAAGAAAAAUUUGGUAUUCACAAUGAAGGUGGAGCAGGCAAAUAUUUAGGCUUACCGGAAUGCUUCAGUGGAUCAAAAAGAGAGAUGUUGGCUUAUAUUCAAGAUAAUUUCAAGAAUAGAAUGUCCAACUGGUACUCAAGAUUGUUAUCACAAGGAGGAAAAGAAGUUUUGAUUAAGUUUGUGGCUAUGUCAAUGCCGGUGUAUGCAAUGACUUGUUUUAAACUUCCUAAAUAUACUUGUGAGAAGCUAACUUUUGCAAUGGCUGAUUUUUGGUGGGGAACAGAGCAGAAUAAAAGGAGUAUUCACUGGAUUAGCUGGGAAAAAAUGUGUAUUCCCAAAGAUCAAGGAGGCUUAGGUUUUCGUAAAAUUGAAGAUUUUAACCAAGCGUUGUUGGCAAAGCAAGCUUGGAGACUCCUUCAGGAUCCAGAAUGUCUUUUCUCUCAGGUUAUGAGAAGUAGAUACUAUGAUAAUGAUAACAUUCUAGAUGCUGAAAUAGGAACUCGGCCUUCCUUUGGGUGGAGAAGCAUACUUUUUGGAAGAGAUCUCCUUGAGAGAGGUUUAAGACUUAUGGUUGGUAACGGUGCUUCUAUAAGAGUAUGGACUGAUUUAUGGAUUGAGGAUGGAGAUUACAGAGCUCCUCUUAGAAAAAACAGUCUAGUAGAUUUGGAAUUAAAAGUGGAAGAUCUUAUUGAUCAUAGAAGGAAAUGGUGGGAUAGAGACAAGCUGGAGGAACACUUUUUACAACGAGACAUUGAUUUGAUCAUCAAAAUCAAACCGAUUUUAUCAUCUCCUGAUUUUUGGUGUUGGAAAGCUGAAAGGAGUGGAGAAUAUUCGGUGAAAUCUGGAUUUUGCUUGGCUAGUAAAGUUAACGCUUCGGUUGUUAGAGAAGAGAUGUUAAGACAACCCUCCUUUGAUGAAAUUAAAAAACAAAUUUGGUCCUCUCUCUGCCCAGCCAAAAUCAAAACAUUCAUGUGGAAAGUGAUUAGCGGGGCCAUUCCGGUCGUUGAUAAUUUCAUUUCAAGAGGUAUGAAGAUGGACACUCGGUGCCAAAUUUGCGGUCUUGAAGGUGAAUCUGCAAAUCAUGUUUUAUUCUCAUGUACAAGAGCAAGACAGGUAUGGGCUUCUUCUCAAUUUCCUACUCCAAAAGAUGGUUUCCAUGAAAAUUCAGUUUUUCAGAAUAUCUUUUAUUUGCUGAUGAGCUGGAAAAACAAAGAUAUUCCCUUAGAAAUUCGAAGAUUAUACCCUUGGAUUCUUUGGUUGCUUUGGAAAAACCGAAACUCUUUCCUCUUUGAAGCUAAGAAUUGUUCAGCCAUUGAUACUAUGGAUAAGAUUAGAGAUGAUACCAAUCAAUGGUUUCUAGCUCAAGAAAUAGAAAGAGUGGAUCAGGAGCUUGAUCGUAAUGGUGCCACGUUAAGAGCAAAGAAGUGGCUGCAUCCUCCUAUUUCAUGUAGAAAGUGUAAUAUUGGGCAUUCAUGGGAUAAAUCUAACUCAAUAGGAGGUGCUGCUUGGAUCUUAAGGAAUGAUAAAGGAGUGGUUUUAUUACAUAGUAGAUGCUCCUUCAGUCCUAUUCGUUCGCUUAAUGAUGCUAAGUUAGCAAGCUGGAUCUGGGCAGUGGAAAGUAUGUCAAGUUUGCAUCAGUCUAAUAUAAUUUUUGCGUCGGAAGCCUCAGAGUUGAUAGGAGCUUUAUCGAGACCUAAUGCCUGGCCUUCCUUCAAGUUUCAGGCUCUUGAAAUCUCCAAAGUUUUAAGCAAGAUCUCGGAUUGGAAAGCUGUUUAUGAGAGUCCGAGUACUAACAAAGGUGCUUCUCUUAUUGCUAAAAGUGUUACGAAUGAAGAUCGUCGACAAUCAUAUGUAGCUUUGGGCUACCCUUUUUGGAUGCAGAAUACAUUUAUAGAAGAAGGUGACACUGUUGUGUUGUAAAUCCUUUUGGUCUGUUUCUGCUUUGAUGUUUAGCUGUGAUAUUUUUUUUGUUUGUAAAAACUGGUUUGUUUGUUUAUAAUAAAAAAGCAAU